Molecule: messenger RNA, 879 nt
Organism: Prunus persica (peach)
Lineage: Eukaryota; Viridiplantae; Streptophyta; Magnoliopsida; Rosales; Rosaceae
Exons: 1
Coding region: 1-879 (292 amino acids)
Source: RefSeq, a predicted model, not a curated record
AUGCUUCAAAGGCGAUUCCGACCUGAAAGUCAUCUGAAGCAUUUCAAGAGCCUUAUGAUCCUCUACAAAGCUGAAGACGCGCUAAUGUGCAAGGUGUUUGCAAUGACUUUGCGAGGAGCAGCUCAAGAUUGGUUCCAUACCCUGCCAUCCGGGUCGAUCAACAGCUUCAAGGAGCUUACUUACGUCUUCACUAAAGAAUACACUUCUUAUCGGACGAUCAAGAAGAACCCUGACCAUCUGUUUAACCUGCGCAAGAAGCCCGAGGAAUCCCUUCGAGAUUACAUCAAGAGGUUCAAAGCAGAAAAGGCCAACAUCGUAGGGUGCGAUGACCAAAUCGCAUCCUCUGCAUUCAAGAAAGGUCUUCCAGCAGAACAUGACUUAUACCGCGAGCUGACUAUCACUCCCAGCCAGACUCUGGCAGAGGUCUUCGCGACCGCAGAACGCUACGCACUCUGGGAUGACGAUCGAAUCACCGCGAAAAAGUCCACUGAGCAGGAAGAUCGACCGGCCAAACGGGCAGAACAAAGAGGCGACAGGCUUGGCAGCAGGGACAAAGACAAAGGCAGGUCACGCCCACAAAGAGAGGCCACGACGAAAGAGAACUACACCAAGUUCUCUAUCCCCAUACAUCAAAUUCUAGCCCAAGUGAAGAACAAACCUUGGGUAAAAAGACCGCCACCCUUGAAAGGAGAUCCGGACAAGAGGGAUACCAGAAAAUAUUGUGCCUUCCAUGCGACACAUGGGCACAAUACGAAUAAUUGCUUUGCUUGGAAAGCGCAUCUCGAAGAACUCGUAAGAGAAGGUCAUUGCACGGAGUUCAUCGCGAAGCAAGCCAUCCAGCAGAUAGAAGACCGCGAUACCGCCAAGGAGCCACCGUAG